CAUCAGUGCUGGAGGAGCUGGGCUGGGCAGCAGCAGGAGCUCUGUCCACAAUCCUCCCACAGAUCGGAUGCUGAUUGACCGUGGAUCUGCCGAGACGUGCGCAAAUGUCCUGAACCGUGAGGAUCAAUACGCGUCAGAUGACAAGUCGCUAAUCAGCAUCCACAGCAGACAGGCUCCACUGUAGCAAAGAUGGAUGGAUCUAGGCAGUCUAACGCUCUUCCUGUUUUCAGCAAGAUGCAUUAAGGGUCAAAGGUGACCUCACGACGCAGAAAUGAGUCUAACUUCCUGGUUCCUGGUGAGCUGCGGGGGGACGCGCCAUCGUCUCCCCAGGGAGAUGAUCUUUGUGGGGAGGGACGACUGCGAGCUCAUGCUUCAGUCCCGCAGUGUGGACAAACAGCACGCCGUCAUCAACUACGAGCCAAACACAGACGAACACAAAGUCAAGGACCUGGGCAGCUUGAAUGGGACAUUUGUCAAUGACGUGAGAAUUCAGGAGCAGAUCUACGUCACGCUGAAAACUGACGACAAACUGAGGUUUGGAUACGAUACCAACCUGUUCACUGUGGUACGAGGAGAGAUGCAUAUUCCUGAGGAGGCCCUCAAGCACGAGAAAUUCAGCAGCCAGCUUCAGCUGAACCAGAAGAGGCUUCCAGAAGGGGAAGCAUCUAAAUCUGAGGUGAAACCCCCUGAAGCAGCGGCAGCACCCGUGUGCGAGGCGACCACCGUGAAGCCCCCUGAGGCCAGCAGGACAGAGGACAAGAUAACAGGGGAUGUAUCGGUUUUGCACAGGGGCACCCCUCUCUAUGGCCAGCCUGCCUGGUGGGGAGAUGAAGACGCUGACGACCAACAACCAGGGAGGCCUGAGGACAAGAGCUCAGAGCAGAGGAGAGAAAACCCUGAAACAGACACAAAGUCCAUCUCUCAAACGACCUCCAACCAGGAGCCAAGCUACUUUGAAAUCCCAACCAAGGACACUUCCUCAGCAGGUAAACUGAGCGGCGAAUCCCCCUCACGUGAACAAGAGGCUGGCUCCUCUGCUGCUGCCGAGCCUGUUCAUGGCCACGCUUCCUUCACCAUCGAGUUUGACCCCGGGGCGUCGGGUAAAGUCACCGUCAAAGAUCGAGUUGCGAAGGUAGGGCCAGAGACCAGGCCGCGUCCUAAACGACCUGUCGGGGAGGAACUGAGUCCACUGCAGACGGCCAUGGUUGCGGCAGAGGUCAAAGUUGCUGACUGGCUGGCCCAGAACGAGCUGCCGCUGGCUCUCAAAGAGACGGUUGCAGAGGAUGACGGAGAAAGUGUGAAGAGUGAUGUUCCUGUACAUCUGAGGAGUCUUAAAGGUAGUAAACAUGAGGACGGCACACAGAGCGAUUCAGAGAACGCACUCGGAGAGCAGCGUAGGGCUGCAGCGCUAGAGGAACGUCCGUGGGGCCUUUGGGGCGGCGCAGGAAUGAAGAUCAGAGAGGGUCGAGCUAAUGUGCCAGAGGGGCUCUUUGCGGAGGAGGACAGUCCCGCACGCCGUCGCAAAUCUUCGACCUCUAAAGUGACAGGUGGAUUCGUGGAGAGGCGAUGCGGUUCGGCACCACACCAGCAGAACGCACGUGAAGAGUGCCAUCACCAUGGAGACGAUUAUAGCGACAGAGGGACCUAUACCAUCGACUUGGAGAAUGGAGAUCAGGAAGAGGAGGAGGCCAGGAAAAUGAUUGAUAAGGUGUUUGGUGUGGAUCAGCAGGAGGCUGUGUGUGUGUCGAGGUUGGGGUCCGCUGACCAAAGAGAGAGACUUACCUCCCAGAGGUCUGGGGGGAUGGGAGACAGAGGGAAGCCUGGACGCAUGGAGGCAGAGGUGCUGUCUGAGGAACUGGUGGUGGGUGGUCCUCGCUGGGUCUCACAGUGGGCUACGUUGGCUGCCAGUCACAUCAGGACAGAUCCUGAGGGGUCAGGAGGGGAGAGUCACAUCAUGGUUACAGAGGACAGGGCUGAAAUAAGCGAGUCCAGCCACUCUGCCUCCUUCACCUCCUCAGGCUACACGGAGCGUAAGAGGAGAACCCUACCCCAUCCACCUGGUGAGGAGCUUACCCUGGGAAGAAGGACCCCAGGGUCCGGCCUGCGUACAGACAUGGGGGAGAAACAGGAUACAGAGCUGCAGGAGAAGGAAAACCAAGAGGAGAAGAUGGUCAAGGGGAAGAACCGCCCCGGUGGAGGCGUGGGCAGUCACGGCGGGAGCCCGAGUCGCUCCUCACCAGCCAAGUCACAGGACAGUGGCGGCAGGAGAUCGACUCAGUCAGGCGUGUUGACUAAGCUUCCCCCUCGUCCACUUACCAGUGGAGAGAGGAGAAUGGAGGAGGCACGGAGGAGGAAAAAGGAGGAGGAGAAGGCGAGGGAGAGUGGUGGGAAACCGUUAUUGAGGCAGGAGAGUUUCACUGUCGAGAAACCGAGCGCCAACGUGCCCAUUGAGCUCAUUCCACGUAUUGAUGGACUGACAGGCAGCAGAAGUCAGAGUAGGGAGACUGGCAUCGACAGCGUCACAAUGCAGAAGGACUCAGAGGCUGUGGCAGCCUUUUUAGAGACCACUAUUUCAGACCAGGGUGAUCCACCAAGUCAGUCCAUCGAAGGCUCCAUGUCACCAGAGUCGGACGUUGACACAACCAGCACAGUCAGCCAGGCUGAUGGAGCGAGGAAAGUUGUCCAGAGACGCAGGAUCCUUGCUGGACAGCAGAAGGAAAAAACUGUAGUGUGCUCAUCCAGCAGGGGGCCUACAGGGGGCAGAGAGAGCCAUGACAGGAGGGUCAAGACUAGAACAUCUGGUCCUCCGCCGCCCAGUCGCCCCUGGACUUCCCUGGACCUCACGGACGAUGAUGUCAAUUCCAACUCCCUCCUUUCAGACUCACAGCCUACCUCCACACAGAACUCCAGGAGCUCACAUUCCAGAGCCCAAACAGGGAGCACCACACUAGGGGCAAGCACCAAGUCCAGUCGGGCUAAGGUCACCCAGGCCCCUGCCUCUUCUGCAACCAGUAAAACCGUCAGUGUCCCCAAGCCGAGGCCCACCAGGUCGUCCCUGCUGAGACGAGCCCGGCUUGGGGAUUCAUCGGACACCGAGCCUGUUGAUAUCGACCGGAUGUCAAUAGCCUCUGAGGCCUCCACCGCUAGUUCCACAUCCAGGACAGGGAUGGCAAGAAGGGGAAUGUCCAGGAUAGAGGCUUUGGCACAGCCGAGGAGGCCGAGGGUGGGCUCCCCAUCAGCCCAGAGCGACUCAGAGGCCACUGUGACACGGAGUAGAGGUCUGGGUUCCCGAAGCGUGGCAGGAGAUUUUAAUAUCAGACAAGGACUAAGAGGGCCCAAUGUGGCAUCAGUGCCUGGACCAAGAGCCAGGGCGAACAGCGCCUCCAAGCUUCCUGACAGGAGUAGAGCUGGCUCCACUUUUGGACAUGUUACGCCUGCAUCUGGCACUCGAUGGCGCCGUGUGCCCGUGGAAUAUGCCUCCACCUCGGAGGACGAGUACGGCUCGAACCGCCACAUUUCAAAACAGGGCCAGACACAGCCGUUUCUGUCGACUCGAGUGGCCCAGCUAGGAGGUUCGGCUCCAGCUACCCCCAAUCCUGCCGGCCUGACUGCCAUGAAGCAGCACUCCAGAGAGCAGGACGAGUAUAUGAGAGACUGGACAGCACACAGUGAGGAAAUAGCCAGGAUUAGCCAGGACCUUGCCAAAGACCUUGCCAUGCUCGCCAGAGAAAUCCACGAUGUGGCAGGAGAGAUCGACUCAGUCAGCCCUGCAGCCACUGAUCCAGGAGCUUUGUUGGAGGAGGGUGUUUGUGAUGACAGCUUGAACCUAGGUGGUCCCUCCGCAGAUCCUGGACCCACCGGGCGCUCUGUGGAGCUGCGGCCCAGAGGUUCUCGUGGACAAAGCUCCCGAUCCAUCCGCAGACAGACGUGGAACAGAGAUGAUGCGGUGCUAGACGGUUUAUUCCUCGCGUCUGUGACUCAACUGUCAACCAGGAUACGUCAGUCUGUUGACAAAACAGGCUGCAAAAUCAGGAUCCUCUUCAAGGAUAGAGAGCGGAAAUGGGAAGAGAUUGAGAGCAAGCUGCAGGCGGAGCACGACUCCUUACUACAGAAGAGCUCCAACAAGGUGACAGCAAGUGAACUUCUUACACUGUCUCUUUUAUCUAGUAACGGACUGUGA
This is a messenger RNA of Paralichthys olivaceus (Japanese flounder), 4180 nucleotides long. Lineage: Eukaryota; Metazoa; Chordata; Actinopteri; Pleuronectiformes; Paralichthyidae. The record is from RefSeq and is a predicted model, not a curated record.